CUGCUCGCCUCCACUCGGGACUCGGCUUGGCGCUCGGCCACCGGCUGCCGGCUCGCCGCGCGGGGCCUCCCGCUCCGCGCCUCCGCCGUCUGCGCCCGCCCGCCGGCUCGCGGCGCCGCCCGUCCUCAGCCCGAGCCCCGCCAGCGCCGAGCCCGCGCCUGCCGCCGCGGCCGGGCGGUAGGACUACUUAGCCGGCUGCCCCGCCUCGGCUCAGGGCAUCCUCAGGGCUUCCUGCAUCCCUGGGAGGCAGCCCUCCAGGACAGGAAGCGGAUUUCCAGGACAGGAAGUGGAUCUCCAGGACUGGAAGUAGACCUGCUGGACUGGAAGCGGACCUCUUGGACUGGAAGCAGAUCUCCAGAACACUCUUCCUAGCCUCUUGGGCCAGUCACCACAACAAACCUGGGAAGAUUUGACCAUGGGGGAUGUGAAGCUAGUUGCCUCAUCGCAUGUUCCCAAAACCUCCCUGAGUGUGGGUCCUUCAAAGAUUGGCUCCGCGCCGCUGAUGGAGGCCCCUGCCUUCAUUCUGCCCCCUCGGAACCUCUGCGUCAAAGAAGGAGCCACAGCCAAGUUUGAAGGGAGGGUCCGAGGUUACCCAGAGCCCCAAGUGACAUGGCACAGAAACGGACAACCCAUCUCCAGUGGAGGCCGCUUCCUGCUGGACUGUGGUGUGCGGGGGACUUUCAGCCUUGUCAUUUGUGCUGUCUGCGGGGAGGAUAAGGGAAAGUACACCUGUGAAGCCAGCAAUGACAGUGGUGCCCGCCAGCUGACGGUGGAGCUGACAGUGGAGGAGAGUUUUGCGAAGAAGCAUGGUCAUCCUGUUGUUUCCAAAGCCCUGGGGGACAGAUUUUCAGCCCCAGCCGUGGAAGUUCGUCCUGGCAUCUGGGGGGAGUGCCCACCAAAGUUUGCUACUAAGUUGGGCCGAGCAGUGGUCAAAGAAGGGCAGAUGGGGCGAUUCUCCUGCAAGGUCACUGGCCGGCCCCAACCUCAGGUCACCUGGCUCAAGGGAAGUGUCCCCCUGCAGCCGAGUGCCCGUGUAUCUAUGUCCGAGAAGAACGGGAUGCAGGUCCUGGAAAUUCAUGAGGUCACCCAGGAUGAUGUGGGCAUGUACACAUGCAUGGUGGUGAACGGGUCAGGAAAGGCCUCCAUGUCGGCAGAACUCUCCAUCCCAGGUUUGGACAGUGCCAACAGGUCAUCUGUGAGAGCAACCAAGGAUCUGGAUGCAGACAUCAAGAGGGAAGUGACCAAUGGAAUCACGAAGGGCCUGAAACUGGACAGCGUGGAGUCAAUGGCCAGAAGUAAGACCAACCCCAGCCUUGACAAAGGUGGCUGUCAGGCCCAGGUCUCAAACAGCCCAUCACAUUCUCUGUGGGAGCCCAAACCAGAACUCUGUGCAGACUCCUCCAGAAAGGUCCUGAAGACUCCUGUCCUGCAGAAGACUUCCAGCACUAUCACCUUGCAGGCCACAAAAGUCCAGCCAGAGCCCAGAGCACCAGCCUUGGAGGCUCUGUCUCCUUCCAGGGAGGAAAAGAGGAGGUUGGCCACUUCCCAGCCAACCACCUCCCCCACCACGAGGCCCAGCCCGGAAAACCCAGAAGUUGUGAGCACCGUUGCCACCAGGAAAACCCCUGUGGAGAGCCAGAAGGAGUGGACAUUGCCCAAGUUUGAGAGCAAGCCCCAAAGCCUGGAAGUCUGCGAACAUGAAACAGUCAAGUUCAGGUGUGAUGUUUCAGGGGUCCCGAAGCCUGAGGUAGCCUGGUUCCUGGAAGGCAUCCCUGUGCGGACAAGAGAAGGCACCAUUGAGGUUUAUGAGGACGAGAGAUCCUACUGCCUCUGCCUGCUGAGAGCCCGGACCAGAGACAGCGGGCAGUACAGCUGCACAGCUUCCAACAGCCGAGGCCGGGUGUCCUGCAGCUGGACCCUCAGAGUUCAGAAGCUGGCCACCAUGGAGAUGGCCCCCUCCUUCUCCAGUGUCCUGAAGGACUGCACAGUCAUCGAGGGCCAAGAUUUUGUGCUACAGUGCUCUGUGCAGGGGACCCCAGUGCCACAAAUCACCUGGCUACUCAAUGGACAGCCCAUCCGGUACGCACACUCUACCUGCCAGUCUGGCAUGGCUGAGCUCCACAUCCAGGACACCCUGCCAGAGGAUGACGGCAUCUAUACCUGUCUGGCUGAAAAUGCCUCAGGCCAAGUGUCCUGCAGCGCCAGGGUCACCGUCCGAGAAAAGAAGAGUGACGGGAAGAGUGGCCUUCUGCCCCUGGCUCCCACCAAGCCUGCUGCACCUGUCUUCCUGCAGGGCCUCUCUGACCUCCGGGUUAUGGAUGGAAGCCAGGUCACCAUGACGGUCCAAGUGUCAGGGAAUCCACCUCCUGAGGUCAUCUGGCUUCACAAUGGGAAUGAGAUCCAGGAGUCAGAGGACUUCCACUUUGAACGGAGAGGCACCCAGCACAGCCUCUGCAUCCAGGAGGUGUUCCCAGAGGACACGGGCACGUACACCUGUGAGGCGUGGAACAGUGCUGGGGCAGUUCGCACCCAGGCUGGGCUCAUGGUGCAAGAGCCACAAGAUGGCACCCAGCCCUGGUUCAUCAGCAAGCCUCGCUCAGUGAUGACCUCCCUGGGUCAGAGUGUCCUCAUCUCCUGUGCCAUUGCUGGUGACCCCUUUCCCAGUGUGCACUGGCUCCGAGAUGGCAAAGCCCUUUCCAAAGACACUGGCCACUUUGAGGUGCUACAGAAUGAGGAUGUGUUCACCCUGGUUCUGAAGAACGUGCAGCCAUGGCAUGCUGGCCAGUAUGAGAUCCUGCUCAGGAACCAGGUUGGCGAAUGCAGUUGCCAGGUGUCACUGAUGCUGCAGAACAGCCCCGCCAGCCCCCUCCUUCGGGGGCAGGAGCCUGCCAGCUGUGAGGGCCGCUGUGGUGGACGAGUUGGUGCUGAUGGUGGCAGUGACUGCGAUGGAACCCUGAGGCCUGGCUGGCUAGCGAGAGGGCAGGGUUGGCCUUGGCCAGAGGAGGAAGACACCGAGGGUGUGCGAGGGGUGCUGAAGCGGCGAGUGGAAACCAGGCUGCACACAGAGGAGGCGAUCCGCCAGCAGGAGGUGGAGCAGCUGGAUUUCCGGGACCUCCUGGGGAAGAAGGUGAGCACCAAGACUGUGUCGGAAGAAGACCUCAAGGAGAUCCCAGCUGAGCAGAUGGAUUUCCGCGCCAACCUGCAACGGCAAGUGAAGCCAAAGACUGUGUCCGAGGAAGAAAGGAAGGUGCAUAGUCCUCAACAGGUUGACUUCCGUUCUGUCCUGGCCAAGAAGGGUUCUCCCAAGACCCUUGGACCUGAGAAGGAAGCACCUCCAAAACCUGCCACCCCAGAUUUCCGCUCAGUGCUGGGCAGCAAGAAGAAAUCACCAGCAGAGAAUGGCAGCAGCAGUGCCGAGGCCCCAAAUGCCAAAGGCCCGGAAAGUCCCAUGCCUGUGGGCAAGGCAGAGCCCGCAGGGGCCCUGAAACCCUUGGGCAAGACCAAGCCUGCUGAGCCCCUGAAAUCUGUGGGCAACACCCAACCUGCAGAGACUCCAAAACCCACGAGCAGCACAGAGUCUUCUAAGUCCCUAAAACCCAUGGGCAACACCAAGCCUGCCGAGUCCCUAAAACCCAUGGGCAAUGCCAAGCCUGCUGAGCCCCUGAAACCCCUGGGCAAUGCCAAGCCUGCCGAGCCCCUGAAACCCCUGGGCAAUGCCAAGCCUGCUGAACCCCUGAAACCCCUGGGCAAUGCCAAGCCUGCUGAGACCCUGAAACCCCUGGGCAGUGCCAAGCCUGCUGAGCCCCUGAAGCCCCUAAGCAAUGCCACGCCUGCUGAGACCCUGAAACCAUCUGGGAAAGAAGACCUCAAGAAGGAAGUUAAGAAUGAUGUGAACUGCAAGAGAGGGCACACAGGAGCCACAGAUAAUGAGAAAAGACCAGAAAGCCAAGGGACAGCCCCAACCUUCACAGAGAAGCUACAAGAUGUCCGUGUGGCAGAGGGUGAGAAACUGCUACUCCAGUGCCAGGUGUCCUCGGACCCUCCAGCCACCAUCACAUGGACACUGAAUGGAAAGACACUCAAGACCACCAAGUUCAUCAUCCUCUCUCAAGAAGGCUCACUGUGCUCUGUCUCCAUCCAGAAGGCUCUACCCGAGGACAGGGGCCUGUACAAGUGUGUAGCCAAGAAUGGCGCUGGCCAGGCAGAGUGUUCCUGCCAAGUCACCGUGGACGAUGCACCAGCCAGUGAGAAUGCCAAGGCCCCGGAGAUGAAGUCCCGGAGGCCGAAGAGCUCUCUUCCGCCUGUGCUAGGAACAGAGAGUGAUGCGACCGUGAAAAAGAAACCCAUCUCCAAGACAUCUCCGAAGGCAGCAAUGCCCCCUCAGAUCAUCCAGUUCCCCGAGGACCAGAAGGUGCGGGCGGGAGAGCCGGUGGAGCUGCUCGGGAAAGUAACUGGCACCCAGCCCAUCACCUGCACGUGGAUGAAGUUCCGAAAGCAGAUCCAGGACAGCGAGCACAUCAAGGUGGAGAACGGCGAGGGCACCAGCAAGCUCACCAUCCUGGCCGCACGCCAGGAGCACUGCGGCUGCUACACACUGCUGGUGGAGAACAAGCUGGGCAGCAGGCAGGCCCAGGUCAACCUCACCGUCGUGGACAAGCCAGACCCCCCAGCCGGCACACCUUGUGCCUCUGAUAUCCGGAGCUCCUCCCUGACCCUGUCCUGGUACGGCUCUUCCUAUGACGGUGGCAGUGCUGUACAGUCCUACAGCGUCGAGAUCUGGGACUCAGUGGACAAGAUGUGGAAGGAACUAGCCACAUGCCGCAGCACCUCUUUUAACGUGCAGGACCUGCUGCCCGACCGCGAAUAUAAAUUCCGUGUACGCGCCAUCAAUGUGUACGGAACGAGCGAGCCAAGCCAAGAGUCUGAGCUCACCAUGGUGGGAGAGAAACCUGAGGAGCCCAAGGAUGAAGUGGAGGUGUCAGAUGACGAUGAGAAAGAGCCUGAAGUCGACUAUCGGACAGUGACUGUCAACACUGAACAAAAAGUAUCUGACCUGUACGACAUUGAAGAGAGACUAGGAUCUGGGAAAUUUGGACAGGUCUUUCGACUUGUAGAAAAGAAAACUGGAAAAAUCUGGGCAGGGAAAUUCUUCAAGGCAUACUCAGCCAAAGAGAAAGAGAACAUCAGGGAGGAGAUCGGCAUCAUGAACUGCCUGCACCAUCCCAAGCUGGUCCAGUGUGUGGACGCCUUUGAGGAGAAGGCCAACAUCGUCAUGGUGCUGGAGAUCGUGUCGGGCGGCGAGCUGUUUGAGCGAAUCAUUGACGAAGACUUUGAGCUGACGGAGCGGGAGUGCAUCCAGUACAUGCGGCAGAUCUCCGAGGGGGUGGAGUACAUCCACAAGCAGGGCAUUGUGCACCUGGACCUCAAGCCCGAGAACAUCAUGUGUGUCAACAAGACGGGCACCAGAAUCAAGCUCAUCGACUUCGGUCUGGCCCGGAGGCUGGAGAAUGCGGGGUCUCUGAAGGUCCUCUUUGGCACCCCAGAGUUUGUGGCUCCUGAAGUGAUCAACUAUGAACCUAUUGGCUACGCCACAGACAUGUGGAGCAUCGGGGUCAUCUGCUAUAUCCUGGUCAGCGGCCUUUCUCCUUUCAUGGGUGACAAUGACAAUGAGACCUUAGCCAAUGUGACCUCAGCCACCUGGGACUUCGACGAUGAGGCGUUUGAUGAGAUCUCUGAGGAUGCCAAGGAUUUCAUCAGCAACUUGCUGAAGAAAGACAUGAAAAAUCGCCUGAACUGUACCGAGUGUCUUCAGCAUCCAUGGCUAAUGAAAGAUACUAAAAACAUGGAGGCCAAGAAGUUGUCCAAAGACCGGAUGAAGAAGUAUAUGGCAAGGAGGAAAUGGCAGAAAACAGGCAAUGCUGUGAGAGCCAUUGGAAGACUGUCCUCUAUGGCAAUGAUCUCAGGGCUCAGUGGCAGGAAGUCCUCAACAGGAUCACCAACCAGUCCCCUCAAUGCAGAGAAACUAGAAACGGAAGAAGAUGUUUCCCAGGCUUUCCUCGAGGCCGUAGCCGAGGAGAAGCCCCACGUGAAACCCUACUUCUCCAAGACCAUUCGUGACUUGGAAGUCGUGGAGGGAAGCGCUGCGAGAUUCGACUGCAAGAUCGAAGGAUACCCAGACCCUGAGGUCGUCUGGUUCAAAGAUGACCAGUCAAUCAGAGAGUCGCGCCACUUCCAAAUAGACUACGAUGAGGACGGGAACUGCUCUCUGAUUAUUAGUGAUGUCUGUGGGGAUGACGAUGCCAAGUACACCUGCAAGGCUGCCAACAGUCUUGGGGAAGCCACCUGCACAGCAGAGCUCAUUGUGGAAACCAUGGAGGAAGGAGAAGGGGAAGGGGAGGAGGAAGAGGAGGAGGAGGAAGAGUGAAACCAAGCCAGGGAGAAGCAAUGUCUAAGUCAUUUUUAAAGGUCUAUUUCUCUAAAGCUCAAAAAACGCCAGAUAGUUAAAAAAAAAAAAAAAAAAAAAAAGGCACCUAGUGUGGUAGGUUAUCUAGUUAGGGCAUGUGGGGAUUGAUUCAACAGCAACAGCAGUUGACACUUAGUAGGAUUACUGGUGGGCAUUAGUAUGAAUUAGCUGACAUCUUCAGAUAAAAUGCAGCUAUGUUUCAUUAGGGAAAUCAACAGCAACUUGCAUAACCAAUUCGUUUUAGGGGAAAAAGUAACCAAAAGAAGUAUUUAUCUGAGCAAAGUCAUGAAUGCAUUCAUGAUAUCAUGGCCACCACCGAGGCUCGGGCCCUGUGCCCCUGCUCAGCCCAGAUAGUUCCUGGAGGCCGGCGGCCUUUCUCCCCAGCCCCUGGCUCCAGAGAACUGGGUCUUCUCCAGCGCUGCAGCAUUUCACCCUGAAAACAGUUGAGCCAUUCUGACUUCCAGGGCACACUUUUUCCAAAGCUUACUGUAGACAUCCACACUCAUAUUCCUCUCCCCUGGUGCACCUGCAAGCUUUUCUGAUCUGAAUUUGUCAUAAAUUUCAGCACUGGGGACUUUAAUUGUGCUUCUUAGAUUAUGAAGACAAGACCCCUGCUCAUGGCUGACUCCUGUUUUUUACAGUCCAGUAGGAAAUCUAAAUUAAGCUUAGCCCCUCUUUUCAAGUGUCUGGCAGCUUCAGUGUUUUGGAUAAGAGCCCACGGGUGUUUACUUGUUAAUGUGCUUCUCUUCUUCAAUCAGGUUUCAGAUUUGUACUGUUACUGGGUAUAAGCCUGCAUGCAUGGUAAAGAUUUUUGUGUCUGAAUGUGGGAAAAAAAGUUUGCUGAAAUGUUAGGCUUGAUUAUUUAUUGGGCACUAUGAAAUGUUUUUCAACUCCUACACAGCUGCAGAGCUCCCUGUACUUUGGACUCUUCUAGUCUGAGUUUACUGUAUCUUUGCUUUCCACACAUCUGCAGCGCGUAGCCUACCAUAGGGCUCCACAUUGUUCUCCUCCUUGACUACACAUUCGUCAUGCCUUGCCCCAGUCUUGCAAUAUAUUCUUAGAUCUGACCGACGCACUCAGACUUGCAUCUUUAGUAAGUUUUAAUGUUUUUCACUACAUUGACACUUCUCUUGUUAAAGAGGUCACAGACCAUAAAUGAAUACCAUAAAUGGAUAUACCUUGUACAUUUCCUCUGCGUGUGUGUGUAUGUGUGUGUAUAACAUUCCAAGUACUCUUUUAUUUUCCACUGUUUGUAAAGUACAGCAACUUAAUAUUCCAAUGGUCCUUUUCGUAGUUCCUUAUGAACCAAUUUUAAAUUACUUCUGUGCAGUCCUAUGAAUUAUCAAUGUUAGAAUUUUAAUACUAAUCUUACGUUAUCUUCCAUUCUAUUGUUAGCUACCUUUUCAAAUUGCCAGUAUUUUUCCUUUUUUGCUUUUUAAACAGUUACAGUAUUUUUCAUUAUAGCCACGGUAUUGCCACAAGUUAUUAUAAUAAAGGGGUUUAAUUUGAUUUAGACCAAAGUGCUUUUCAUCACUUUUAAUUGUGUUUAGAAUAUAAUUUGUGUGUGUAUGUUGUGUGUAUGUGCAUGGGUGUUAUAUACAUGUGUUUACAGCUUAAUGGUUUCUUGGGAUUGUGUUAAUGUUCUUUCGGUUUAUUAUGCCAUCAGAAUGGUAAAUCAGAACACUACGAAUGUAGUUAGCUCACAGUUUUUAAAUAAAAGAUACCACAGUGCA
This is a messenger RNA of Cavia porcellus (domestic guinea pig), 8196 nucleotides long. It is a transcript of the gene Mylk, whose product is annotated as myosin light chain kinase. The transcript has 33 exons. The coding region runs from base 416 to 6424 and encodes 2002 amino acids. Gene Ontology annotation, cellular component: cytoplasm; lamellipodium; stress fiber. Gene Ontology annotation, molecular function: ATP binding; myosin light chain kinase activity; protein binding. Gene Ontology annotation, biological process: tonic smooth muscle contraction; protein phosphorylation. The record is from RefSeq and is a predicted model, not a curated record. NCBI's taxonomy places the organism in Eukaryota, Metazoa, Chordata, Mammalia, Rodentia, Caviidae.